AAAGCAGUGAGGUUGUCUAUCCAGGAUUUUAAAAAAAUGGCCCCAAAGCCUCGUCCUUCUGUGUGGUUCAGAAUACACAAUGGCUGUGUGUCAGAAACACACUCCUUGCUUCCAGGAAUGUCUGGUGUCUGGGGAGAUUACAAGACCCAGGAAAAGGCUGCAGCUGUACCAGUUAGUGGGCCCAGGCCAAUGCCAACUGAGAAUCUAUAGGAGCCAGGGGAGGAGGGCAUGGAGGGCGGGGGCCAGGGCAGGCUUCCCGUGGGAGGGGCAGUGCCAGUAGGCUUUAAGUAGGCAGUGAGGGCAGGGCAGUGGGCACAGAGGAAGACGGCCUUCGAGAGCAGGUGGGAGGGGCAGGGACUUGAACUGUGGAUGCCCAGGCCCUUCCUUCACCAGGAUCUGAUGGGCAGGGUGGCUGCAGCUCCUUCCUGGGCUUGGGGGCGCCCCUCGAGAAGUGAGGCAGUGAUGGCGGACUGCUACACAGAGCUGGAGAAGGCGGUUGUAGUUCUGGUGGAAAACUUCUACAAAUAUGUGUCUAAGCCCAGCCCGGCCAAGAACAAGAUCAGCAAGGACAGCUUCCAAAAGAUGCUUCAGCAGGAGCUCAACCACAUGCUGACGAACACGGGGAACCGAAAGGCUGCUGACAAGGUCAUCCAGGACCUGGACGCCAACCAGGAUGGAUGCGUCAGCUUUGACGAGUACUGGACCUUGAUAGGAGGCAUCGCCAGCCCCAUCGCCAACCUCAUGUGCGAGCAGAAGCAGCAGAGCAGCAGCUAAAGACCCCCCACCGUCCCCUCAUGGCACUGCCCCCAUGCCCAGCCCCUCGUGCUCUUCCCAGCCUCCUGCCCACCCAGGCCCUGCCCUCACUUCUCCCUCCAGACCUUCUGUUGAUCAUUGCUGAACAGGGGGAGGGGGGAUGUCAGGGCCUCUUUGUGAGCAUAUCCCAGUCUGGGGGUGCCUACCUCAGGGUCUCAGUACCUGGAGCCAGCAGACGCUGGGCAUCCAGGCCCCCAGUGCUGUUUGGGUAACCCGAGUUUCCUCAGUCCAUCUACCCUGCCAACAUCUGAUGUUCCUGCCUAAUUCUGGGUCUCUCUUGACCUCUGGAGGUCAGCUCGCUGCUCCAGGUCUUCCUGCUCCUGGCAUAAGCACCAGAGACAUCUCCCCUUCCCCUCAGCCCCUGGGCUGGGGAAAGACUUUCAGGGACUGCCCUCCAGCUAGCUGCCUCUGGGUCUGGGAAGAGAUCAGCAGGGUUGAGCCUUCUCCCUCCUCCUCAGCCCCUGAAGCAUGGCAAUAAAGGCUGGAUUUGAC
This is a messenger RNA of Myotis lucifugus (little brown bat), 1305 nucleotides long. Its product is annotated as protein S100-A16. The transcript is spliced from 3 exons. Bases 370 to 774 code for a protein of 134 amino acids. Gene Ontology annotation, cellular component: nucleus; perinuclear region of cytoplasm. NCBI's taxonomy places the organism in Eukaryota, Metazoa, Chordata, Mammalia, Chiroptera, Vespertilionidae. Gene Ontology annotation, molecular function: calcium ion binding. The record is from RefSeq and is a predicted model, not a curated record.